AUGCUGCUGGACGCCGGCCCGCAGUUCCCGGCCCUCGGCGUGGGCACCUUCGCCCGGCACCACCACUCGGCCGCGGCGGAGAUGCAGGACCGGGAGCUGAGCCUGGCGGCGCAGAACAGCUUCGUGGACUCGGCGGCGGCGGCGGCGCACAUGGGCGCCUUCAAGCUCAACGCCGGGGCCCACGACCUCUCCCCCGGGCAGAGCUCGGCGUUCACCUCGCAGGCGCCCGGCUACCCCGCCGCCGCCCUGGGGCCCCACGCCGCCCACGUCGGCUCCUACUCCGGGGCGCCCUUCAACUCCACCCGGGACUUCUUGUUUCGAAGCCGCGGCUUCGGGGACUCGUCGCCGGCCGGCGGGCAGCACGGCAUCUUCGGCCCUGCGGCCGGCAGCCUGCACCACCCGCACACGGACGCUCAGAGCCACCUCCUCUUCCCGGGCAUCCACGACCAGCACGGCCCCCACGCCUCCCAAAACGUCCUCAACGGGCAGAUGCGCCUGGGCUUGCCGGGGGAGGUGUUCGCCCGGUCGGAUCAGUACCGCCAGGUCUCCAGCCCCAGGACUGACCCUUACUCGGCGGCUCAACUGCACAACCAGUACGGCCCCAUGAAUAUGAAUAUGGGCAUGAACAUGGCAGCCCACCACCACCAUCACCCAGGUGCCUUUUUCCGCUACAUGCGGCAGCAGUGCAUCAAGCAAGAGCUCAUCUGCAAGUGGAUCGACCCCGAGCAGCUGAACAACCCCAAAAAAAGUUGCAAUAAAACUUUCAGCACCAUGCACGAGUUGGUCACCCACGUCUCGGUGGAGCACGUUGGGGGACCCGAGCAGAGCAACCAUGUCUGCUACUGGGAGGAGUGUCCCCGGGAAGGCAAGCCCUUCAAAGCGAAAUACAAACUGGUCAAUCACAUCCGAGUGCACACGGGAGAGAAACCCUUCCCCUGCCCCUUCCCCGGCUGCGGAAAAGUUUUCGCCAGAUCAGAAAACCUCAAAAUUCACAAAAGGACGCACACAGGGGAGAAGCCCUUCCAGUGCGAGUUUGAAGGCUGCGACCGGCGCUUCGCCAACAGCAGCGACCGCAAGAAGCACAUGCACGUCCACACCUCGGACAAGCCCUACCUGUGCAAGAUGUGCGACAAGUCCUACACCCACCCCAGCUCCCUGCGGAAGCACAUGAAGGUGCACGAGUCGUCCCCGCAAGGCUCCGAGUCCUCCCCGGCCGCCAGCUCCGGCUACGAGUCCUCCACCCCCCCGGGGCUGGUGUCCCCCAGCGCCGAGUCGCAGAGCACCAGCAACCUCUCCCCGGCGGCGGCGGCGGCGGCGGCGGCAGCGGCGGCGGCCGUGUCCGCCGUGCACCGGGGCGGCGGCGGCGGCGGCAGCGGCGGGGGCGGCGGCGGCGGCCACAGCGGCCUCUCCUCCAACUUCAACGAGUGGUACGUGUAG
Molecule: messenger RNA, 1437 nt
Organism: Gavia stellata (red-throated loon)
Lineage: Eukaryota; Metazoa; Chordata; Aves; Gaviiformes; Gaviidae
Gene: ZIC2
Product: Zic family member 2
Exons: 3
Coding region: 1-1437 (478 amino acids)
Biological process (GO): regulation of transcription by RNA polymerase II; central nervous system development
Cellular component (GO): nucleus
Molecular function (GO): DNA-binding transcription factor activity, RNA polymerase II-specific; RNA polymerase II cis-regulatory region sequence-specific DNA binding
Source: RefSeq, a predicted model, not a curated record